UUUCAGAUGACCUGCAACGAUGACAGCUGCUACUAAAUUUUUGUAAAUUAAAAUUUAUGGCUGAAAGUCCGAUAGGAUGACAAACAUUAAAUGAAAAGAUGACACUUUGCUGUAAAGAGAGCAUGGUUCUUCCUGCUUUGUGCAACAACUUCCUGUGAAAUAGAAAUUAGAGACACUUCGAUCGUCUGACACAUGAUGGCAAAAUAUCAAGUACAAUUGGAAGUAACUCGAAAUGAAGCUUGCGAGCCCAUACCAAUGGGUCGAAGUGGUCAUCGAUGCGUCACCGACGGCGUUUUUCUUUACUCUUUUGGCGGGUUCAAUCCGCUAAAGGUACACGAUAAACUCUUCAGCAAAUACUUAUGGUGUUUCCAUUUGAAUUCAAAAAAAUGGCUAAGACUGUCGACUUAUGGAGACAGUUCGGGUAAGGUACCAAAAUGCGUGACCUCCAGUACAAUGCUGCUGUACAAAGAUCAGUUGAUCAUGUUCGGUGGAUCUGGUCACCCAUUUGGAACAGCCAAUAGCAACGAGAUGUUCUUAUGUAAACCAAAAGAUCAAAUAUGGCAUAUUAUUACUGGGAAUUUUUCAAGAUCAUAUGCACCCACACCUGGAUAUGGUCAAGGUUGUAUUAUCAGUCCGGAUGAUAAAAUGUACAUUUUUGGUGGUACCAAAGGAAGUAUAUACAAUGACAAUCUCCACAUGUUUAAUAUGCGUACGUACAAAUGGGUGCAAUGCAGAUGUAAAAACCCACCAUCCCCAAGAUACAGACAUGAAAUGGUAAAUGUCAAAGAUGGUUUUCUUGUGGUAGGUGGGUAUGGUGAUGAUGGAGCAUGCCCACUGGAUAAAGUACAUAGAUACCACUUCUCAACUUUGUCAUGGCAAGAGAUCCAAUGUCAACGAGACCCCACUAAUGGUUUCCCACCAGCAAGACGUGCACACACAUGCAACAGGUUUGAUAACAAUGUUUACGUGACAGGAGGUUUCCAGGAGGAAUCAUCCGAUCAAAUUUUUAAUGAUAUAUGGAAAUUAGACUUGGAUACAUUUACCUGGUCUAUGAUGCAUCAGACGCUGCCAUAUCCAACAUACUUUCAUGCAGCAGCUGUCACUAGAGAUGGUUGCUUGUACAUAUUUGGUGGCAUUAAGUGGAGAGGGGGAAGAGAAAACGAACGAACGAACGACGUUCUAAAAAUGUGGCUUACCAUACCGACACUGGAGAAACUCAGCUGGCAGGCUCUGUGUGAUGCAGUACCCCUAGGAAAAAGGUUCAAUUCAGAGAAAAUGAGAUAUCUUGGAGUACCUCAAUAUCUGAUUAACAGAUACGAUGCCCAGUAUGUGUUGGACCGAAGAAAUAAUGCUCCUGCGUAUUAGUCAAUUUCAUCAACAUAUGCGUAUGAACUUUGCAUUCAAACUGUGAAAUGUUGUUUUGUCCAAGUUGAAUUAUGAUUUCAACUUGUUUGCCUUUACGUCAAUUGAACAUAAAAUGAAUUUAUGUAUAUAUUUCAAUAUUAUAAAUCGCAAAGCACCUA
This is a messenger RNA of Xenia sp. Carnegie-2017, 1523 nucleotides long. Its product is annotated as kelch domain-containing protein 10-like. Gene Ontology annotation, biological process: positive regulation of stress-activated MAPK cascade. Gene Ontology annotation, molecular function: protein binding. Lineage: Eukaryota; Metazoa; Cnidaria; Anthozoa; Malacalcyonacea; Xeniidae. The coding region runs from base 193 to 1365 and encodes 390 amino acids. The record is from RefSeq and is a predicted model, not a curated record. The transcript is spliced from 2 exons.